Messenger RNA from Lachancea dasiensis, 2970 nucleotides. The record is from the annotation of a GenBank genome assembly. Lineage: Eukaryota; Fungi; Ascomycota; Saccharomycetes; Saccharomycetales; Saccharomycetaceae.
AUGCUUAUAGGACCGUUGAAGCCGCCGCAAAUAUCUCGAGUACCGCUAGCUGACAAAAGUGAGGGAAAAGAUCAGCCUUCAAACGAUGAAGUAUUACAGACGCUACAUUUGCCUUAUUGCAACUGUCUAGUAGUCCUGACGAAAUGGAAAGUGCUCAUAUACAACUACAAACCAAUGGCAUUGGUUUCUUCUUUUAAGCGCAGUCAAAACUCCAUUGAGAGCUAUGGAGAGAGUAAAAAGCUUUAUGCGGACUCUGCUAACACUAAUCUAUUUGAAGGUGUUAUGAAACAAACUGACUUGAGGUACGUAGGGUCUCAAAAAGGUAAAGUUACAUUUUAUAUGGUAUCGAGUACCAAUUUCGUCUUCGUCUUUCAACUUCUCCUGAACUCCAAUCCGGUUAGCACUUUUAAAGAGGUUGGAAUCCCGAUUAUUGACAUUAACAAAAUUGACCAUGAUUUUGGGCAAGAGCUGAUGAAUGAUGUAGAGGAUGACGAGACGCUAACGGUCUUUGACAAAAACGAUUCUCAUAGGGUUAUUCAAAAUGGCUACGCAGUUGAAAAGCAACGUGGCUUUCUGCAAUUUUUGACAAGGACUAGCGAUACCGUGGAUGAAAUUCCAAUUAAGAGAAUGGAAUUGCGGCUCAAAGUCAUGUUUAACUUCGGACGGACGAUAUUGGACUUAGCAGGCAUCUGCGAGCCUAACACCGGUGACGAAGUAAGCAAACGAGAGCAUAUGAUGAUACUCCUUCCUCAUCGAGUUCAUAUUAUGAAGUUUCAAGAUUUCAAAGUGCAGGAUAACAUAUUUAUCGACAUAUCCGAUGGUAUCCGUCUGUUAUAUGUGAAAGAGUCUGCCUGUGUCAUUUCACAAACCGCAGAGCUACAAGUUUACUUAAAUUAUAUUGACAUUGGUCAAAAAAACGUCACCACACAGAAACUCAGCGUUCAAAAGGAAGAGUUGUUACAAGAUGUUCUCAUCAAUGGUAACAUUCUCUCAUUGGUUUACGAAUCUGACGUGAUCAUCUACGACCUUGAAAAGGACUUCGUAAUUAAGCGGGUUACUACGAGGACCAAGUUAAGCUGCUUUGGGCAGAUCAGAGAUGACGCUAAGUUACUGGUGACCGGACAAGGGUUCAAGCUGCUUACUAAUCGAGGAAGUUGCAUCGUGUCCACCAUGGACGAUGAUGAUACGACCUCUGAGGAACAUGAAGUCUCUCUCUUUACAAGUUUUGCAGCAGUCGGCGGUUCCCUCGUUAUGUCAUCGCCAGAUGGCCAAUUAUCGAGGUGGGAUCUGUGGUUUGAAAUGCCUUCAUCUUUUACUGAUGUGAGGUAUACUAAACCGCUUAUCCUGCUGAAUGAUAAUAACGAUAUCUUGAUUUUCGCACCUACAUCCGAUUCCUCGGCAAAUAUUCCAUUCCAGACCCUAAAACUUCCAACUCAAACCAUCAACAACUGCAUUUCUUUGAUAAAGGCCAAUGGUCCCCUCACGAUGCUAGCUGUACUGGUAUCAAACAAAAACAUCCUUCUGAUACACAAUAUGGUGGAAAAUACAUGGCACAGUUUUUCAGAUUUGGCGCUAGUAGAUAUGUGGUGGCUGGGAAACGACUACUUAUUUUGUCAUUCGCUGGACGAAGACAUGAAUGAACAGCUGCGUUGCUACCACUUUCCAGCAGACAAGGGCUUUAGCUCAGAUAUUCGCGAACAGCUAAUUUGGGAACACGCGAUUUCUGCGAAAACAAGCCUCAGAAGUAUACAUGUGAACACACUUUCUAGAUACAAGCUUCUGAGACUGAAAUCUAAAAACCAGUCCUAUAGUAGCGCCGAAAAUAUGUUCAAAACUGCCGAAAUCCUGAUUCAGUCAGACGAAGAUUUGCGGACGAUUGAUGUGAUCUCCAAAGUCAACGCAGAUGAGACAGUGAAUAUCAAGGUAUUUCAUCAGCACCCGGCAGAAAAAAUGUUCGAUGGUCGGAAGGAUGCGUGCAACUGGAUACUGAGCGUCAAUGGAGGAUAUCUUGCUCAAUGUCGUGACGAGAUUAUCAAGUGGGAACGAGUCGACGAAAGGGGUUGGCUGUUCUGUGUGGUGCUGGCUGGAGUAGAACGGACUUUAGACGUGGUGGAGACGGAUAUAUACCUGAUCAAGGACAAUGAAGUCGUGAUUUACUCGCUUGAGGACCUUUGGGAAAGUCAGGCUCCCAUGGCGACGGUCGAGAUGGCCGAAGGCGAUUAUCCCGCUGUCAUAUCGCCAGACGCAGCUAUCAUUCACAGUAUCCAAUUUGUUCUCGCACGCGAGGUUUGGAAACUUAUUCCACGGCAAGCCAUUUAUCUGGAUCAGCUCAUAGAACAUCAUUUAGCUGCGGGUGUUAGCUGCCAGGAGAUUGAUGCCCGCUACCGAUCUUUGCUGCACUACAAAUUCAGUCUGGAGAAAAUUCUAUCUGGCAAGGUGUUGACCAAUGACUCACUCGUGAAUAUUAUCAGCCUGAUCGAGUUCUAUGAUCAGGGCCCUAAGCAUAGCGGUCGAUUGGAGAUUAUCAGCAAUUGUCUGCGCAAGAUUGAGAUCGAGCAUUGGGAUUAUUUGUUCACAAAGCUGAAACUGACCCCACGAGAUCUUCUUUUGCAAUGCAUAGAACAAGAUGAAGCACGCGUGCUUGGUGUCUUGCUGAUGGUGUUCUUGAACUACGACGUCAGCAAAAAAAGCCGAACUGCUCAUGCCAGUCCUUCCAGUAAGCAAGAUAGCAAGGAAGGAGACAUGAACAAGGGAGCUUUGGAAAAAGGAUCGGUGUCCACAGUUCUCAAUGACGAAGAUCUGAUGCUUCAAGUGCUGCGGUUACUGGUCCACACCGCCGCCGCUUCCGAAGUCCGCGAAGAGGCUCGCGAAUUCUGGGAUAUGAGCUUCCAGCUAGUACGCUUCAUUCACGCCCUGGACAACGAAAAUCACACUUCACUAAUCCAACGAGCUAUUGAAAUAAUAGGUUAG